UUCGAAUGGAACAGACAAUUGGUUUGUGAUUCGGUUUCGCGCUACACCGCUUUCCUGUUCGUACAUGUAUCUUUUUAAUACGUAAACUAAACGUUCCUUUAUUAAGUGUAGCAGCAGCAAUAGAUAGUUGAAUCCGUGACCCGUAAGUGUUCAAAGUUAGCAGCGAUGGAUUACAACGAGCAGAAAUUGAUUAAAAAGAAAACAAAGUACGCCCACGACAGCAAUUAUGCGGCGUUGGGCGAAACGUGUAUGCUGUUGGGCGCAUUUUACCAGGACCGGGAAGAGCAUCGGCGUGCCUUGAACGAGUACAAACUCGCGGCUCAAGCGUACGAAAAGCUAAACAAGCGGAUGGAUCGAGGCCUUGCGUUCCGGAUGGCGGGAGAGAUGCAUGCCGCGCUAGGGCAGUUCAAGGAAUCGCUGCACAAUGUGCAAGCGUAUAUGCGCGCAGCCCAGCGGGAAGGCAACACAAAGGAUUUGCAGGAAGCACACACCACGCUCGGGCGCGUGUAUCUGCAACGUGCCGAAUCCUACCAACGGCAAGGCAAAACGGUCGAAGCGGAGGAGGAUUUAGCCGAAGCGGAAAAAGCGUUUCGUACGGCACUUUCCAUCUGUGAUGAGCUGAAACGAACGCUGCCCAAAAACGAACUGUCCAACAUGAUGGCCCGCGCUUACCUGAACCUCGGCAUAACGUUCGACUCACAGAACCAACGGGGCCCGGCGAAGGAAAACAUGGAACGAGCCAUCCAGCUUGCGAAAGAGUCCGAUCUGUUUGAUCUGCUCUACACAUGCUAUAACGCGAUGGCACUCUCCUGCUCGCGGUGGGAAGAAACGGACGAGCCGGGUGAAUGUGGACAAACGUUACGACUGCUGAACCUUAGCCUGGAGGUAGCGUCAAGGCUUACGAAUCGUGCCUCGAAAAUGUGUCAAACGUUGAUGCUGAUGGCCACGUUCUUUCUGAAGAUGGACGACUUUCAAAGCGCGCGGCAAACGUUGAAGCGGGCGUACCGGCUGAAGACACCCGUGGCGGCCGAUGCAAAAAGGAUUGAGCUGAAGCUGAAAGUGCUUGUCGCCAUGUGCCGCAUGGAGGACGAGCUGAUAACGACCGAUGCGACCAAUUUUGCCCGCCGCAAGGCGCUGUACGAGCGCAUGGGAGACGGUGCUUGUAAGCUGCGCAACUUUGGCAAGGCGAUCGAAUACUACAAGCUUAUGUUGCAAAAUGCCGAGUCGCUUGGUGAAACCGAUCGUCUGCUCAUACCUUGCUACGUGAGCCUGUACCAAACGUACAUCGACAAUCGGCAGUACGAGCAGGCACUCGAGUACCUUUGGAAGGAGCAUGCAAUCAUUAGCAAUGAGCCCAGGGAAGCAUACGACACGCUGAUGAAGAUUGGCAGGCUGUACGAACGCCAGCAGAAGUCAUUCUUCGAAAUGCAGAGCAUCUAUCUGCAGGCGAAAGAAGAGGCGAAGAAGCUGAAUUCAAUCGACCUGCAGCGAGCGGCCGUGCAGCGGGCGGUCAAGAUAUUGCGCUCCAACUGCAUGGACAUGAUGGCGGACCGGAUGGAGAGCGAUGCGGUGACCGAAGGUAUAACGCUUGCGGAUGGUCGGUCGGUGGAACCCGACAGUGAGGAGUGGCCGGAGGCAAACCAAUCAUUGGAUCUGGCCGAUUAUGAGGCGGAGGUGGACGAAGAAGAACCGGACCACGACACACCGAACGUCGGGGAUGAGAUCGAUCUCGAGGUUGACCUUUCGGAUGAUUGCGAUGCAGAUCCGGCCCUAACCAUUGGCGAAGACCUUAACAAUUCUUCCACAGCGGAAACGUCACGUGCCAGGAAGCGUGGCAAACGGUUCGCCGUGCGUCGCAAUAAGAAGGGUGAAACGCAGCUCCACCAGGCGGUCAUCUCGGGGAAUCAAGCGUUAGCCGAGCAGCUGCUUCAGCUGGGCCACCCGGUAAACGAGCGUGACUAUGCCGGAUGGCUUCCGCUGCACGAAGCCUGCAUCCACGGGUACCCGGAAAUCGUCACGCUGCUGCUUAACCGUGGAGCGCACAUAAACGAUAAGGGUGGUACGAGCUGCGAGGGAAUCACACCCCUGCACGAUGCCUGCCGGAAUGGGCACUUGGACGUGAUCGAGGUCCUGUUGGAUCGGGGUGCAAACGCGACACAGCGUAACGAUUGCGGCGAGACGGCCCUUAGCAUGCUGGACGGGUGGUACGAAAAGCUUAGGGUCCCGCUAACGCCCUCCGAGGUGAGCCAGUAUGAACAAAUUCGGCAGCGGCUGGUAACACAGCUCGAUGUGGCCGCUAUACCCACAUCACCAGCGAAAACUGCAUCACAAAAGUCGGCUACCAACAGUUCUGCCGAAAAGCAAGUAUUCCGGCGACAUUUGUCCAACAGAAACUUGGAACCCACAGUCUCCUCCUUGUCAUCACCUGUUGCACCGCGAUCGGCAGCAGCAAACACGACACCUGUACGGCACCGCAACGUUUUAUACGAUGACGAUGAUAACGAUCGAUCGGGCAGUCCGGAAUACUCGCCAGUGAAGGACGAUAGAGGUUACGAAAGCAGAAAAAGGCGCAAGUCUACCUCGUCCGGAGUAGCUGAGUAUCUGAGCGUGAUGAAAUCGUUUCGUAAAAAUGUUCACUUGGAUGGUGCAUCGCCCAAGCCUGCUUCUUCCUCCCAGAAGAGGCGCCAAACGUACCGAUUUGUCGAUGAGGACGAAAGUGAGACGAAAAAGGACGAUCGUUGGUUGGUCGACGAUCUGAAACCGACGGCAAAGAAAAGUCGUGUCAGUUGCGACUUUCUAGUGGCAUCGCGUGCAGGUGGAUUGGAAAGAAGUAAGUCUUCCUCUUGCUUAACAGACACACCUACCAACGAUCAGCCAGCUAAGGGCAGGCGUGUCGAACUUUCCACCCUUAUCGAUUCGGACGAUGAAAAUCCUUUUGCGAUGCAAGUGGAUAGCGAUAACCGUUCGCAGCAGGAUGGUGGCGUGGGAAGCGCUUUCAGUGUGAUCAUGAGCAAUUCGGCGCGAAGCUUUCGCAGAACACAAUCCCGACGGAAGUCGAGCGAAUCGCGAUCGUUCUCGUUCAGUGGCGGCCGACGAUCCUCAACCAGUCAGUCAUCUCUACUCGAUGCUGGCUUCGAGCGCGUUGCUAGCCCUACGCCGGCAGAAGAACAGGAAAAUUGCAUCCCCGAGCAGGUCCCAUCACCGGCUAAAUCAUCGCCCGUAUCCUUCACGCCACCUGCAGUACCGCCCGUGCGGCAGAAACUCACUGUUAGGGUGAUCCUCGACGAGAGCGAAACGUACACGGUGCAUUGCGACGAGAAGCUGAUUGCUUCGACCCAAACGGUUGCCUGGUUACGGAAUGCGGUUGCUACGCAGUACAUGAUGAAGCACGGUAAACGUCCAGCGAUUCAACUGAGUCCGACGGAAGGCUUGGACACGUGGGACGACUCCGAUACGGUCCAAACGCUGCAAAAUCAUAACUCCUCCGGUGGAACCACCAUCGUCCGAGGCAAAGUGAGCGAUUGGGAACAUAUCGAUUUGGGACAGUUUUACGACGAGUACUGCCAGCAACAUGAGCUUGAAACCAAUACCGGCUUUCGAACCCAGCUCAUAAUGAUGGACCGAACCACAGCGAUCGUGCUGAAGCCCGAUUUUGCCUACAGCUUUCGUUCCGUGUCCAUGCCACCGCACCACAUACUGUCCAUCGUGCUUAUGGUGGGCUUUUUUCAGCAGGACUGGCUGAAACACUUGGAACUUUCGAUGAACCGCAUCACGGACAAGGAUGUUGCCACGCUUGUCCGCUAUCUGCCAGCCUGUCGGCAGCUUCGCACGCUACGGUUGCAAAUGAAUCUACUCACCAAAGAAGCGGUUGAGAUGCUUUGCUUCGGUUGCACCAACCGGACGGAUACGAUCGUCGGUGUGGAUGAAGCAGCAGCAGCAGCAGCACGCAACUCAACACCACUUGGCGGUGGUUUGCUAACCGAGCUAGACCUCAGCAACAACCCGCUGAAGGAUGAGGCACUCGUGCCGCUCAGCCGGCUGUGUAGCAAUUUACCCUGUCUGCAGGUGUUGCGUCUCUGCUCGACGGACAUAACGCACCUGCCCGACGGCAUUGACGUCAAACGCAUGCAAACGCUAGACGUUGCAGAAAAUCCGCUCACAGACCGUUCGGUCAGGCGGCUGUUGCAGCAGCUGGGCGAAGGUGCGAUGCGUGAGGCACACUUUAAAUCGCUUCCCGUUUACUGUAGCAGCUUUAAGCCGGUACUGUGGCAAACGCUUUCCCAUCAACCGAUCGCCAGUUUGCAGAUGCUCAAUCUGGUCAACUGUCGGCUGUCGGACGAGGAGCUGGAAGCUUCACUGCUGCCCGGCAUCGCGCGUAACUGUCCCUCGUUGACAAAGCUGGAUUUGUCGCUGAAUGUUCAGCUCACGAAACGCUCCUUUCUGGCCGUGUUAAAAAGCUGCGCCGGGGCGGUGUUUGCACUGCAGGAAAUACGCUUCGAGCAUGACGUACAGCUGUGGAACGAUAUGGAAACGUCCGAGUCGGCGGAGCAAUUGCUCGAGGCAAUCGCGUACAGCCCCAGCGUGACCUAUCCCAGGCAGAUAGUGACCAUUCUGCCCGCGUACGGGUAUAGUUCGGAACGGUACGGGAAGCUGCUAGCCGUAAUCGGGCAGCUGUGGCAUGCGCUGUGGCCAUCGGGUCAGGCGUACACAAGACGGCACGCCGACAGCUUACAGGUAACGCUUGGCGUUGAUCCAAUCAACAGAUCUGCUAGCAAGGAUUAGGAUUCGUUCGAACCGAUGAAAAUGAUACUGUUAAAAACAUUUGACUAUAAUUUUAAAUAAGUACAAAACACCCACACACACACAUUCAUACAUAGAAAAAAACCUAUAUUGAGAUAUCUUUUCAAAGCGAUGAACAAUUCCGAACGUUUGAUGCUUUGUCCAAAUACUGUCGUGUUGUGAGUUACUUCGCUCUCUACCCUUCCGUUAUGGCCGCGGUUAAAUAAGCAUUGAAAAUCGUUAAUAAUAUCUUACGCAAAAGGGCUUUUGCGGUACCGUGGCUGCGUUCUGAAACCGUGGACCACAUCUUGGGUCACUCAUUCGUGUAAUAAAACCACCAUCGUAAUGCACCGCCGA
Messenger RNA from Anopheles stephensi (Asian malaria mosquito), 5136 nucleotides. Its product is annotated as tonsoku-like protein. The record is from RefSeq and is a predicted model, not a curated record. The transcript has 4 exons. Bases 166 to 4782 code for a protein of 1538 amino acids. Gene Ontology annotation, molecular function: protein binding. Lineage: Eukaryota; Metazoa; Arthropoda; Insecta; Diptera; Culicidae.